This is a messenger RNA of Peniophora sp. CBMAI 1063, 1152 nucleotides long. The record is from the annotation of a GenBank genome assembly. NCBI's taxonomy places the organism in Eukaryota, Fungi, Basidiomycota, Agaricomycetes, Russulales, Peniophoraceae.
AUGGCCACGAUUGCGAGAAUUGAAAUCUUCCGCAUUCCCCCGCGAUGGCUUUUCGUGCGCGUUGAGACCAGCGACGGUAUUGUUGGCUGGGGAGAAGCUACGCUUGAAGGGCACACCGAAGCCGUAGAAGGCGCAUUCAAUGACCUGCGAGAGCGUUUUGUCGGUUGGGAUGCCGAUGCCAUUGAGGAGAUCUGGCAACACGCGUACAGAGCGCGAUUCUACAGAGGUGGCCCUGUCCUCAUGUCUGCGUUGUCGGGGUUAGACAUAGCCUUGUGGGACAUCAAAGGCAAAAAGUUGGGCGUUCCAAUAUGGCAACUUCUCGGAGGCAAGGUUCGCGAUCGUGUUAGGGUCUACGGAUGGAUUGGAGGAGACAAGCCAGACCAUGUCGUUGAAGCCGCUCGGAACCGAAAAGAGCAAGGUUUCACUGCGGUGAAGAUGAACGGCACCGAAUCUGUGUCCUGGAUUGAUUCUCCCACUGUGCUCGAAGACACAGUCCAGCGUGUACAGGCCGUUCGCUCGCUUGGGCUUGACGUCGGCGUCGACUUCCACGGCCGACUUCACAAGGGUAUGGCGAGGCAACUCGCGAAGCUGCUCGAGCCCUGUAAACCCUUGUUCAUAGAAGAGCCUCUUUUGCCCACACAGCCGGAGGAGAUUGCAGACCUGGCACAACUGGUAUCCACUCCGAUCGCUCUGGGCGAAAGAUUGUACUCGCGGGCGGACUUCCGUCCCUACUUGGAGCGUCGUGCCAUUGACAUUGCUCAACCCGAUGUCUCUCACUGUGGAGGUAUCAGCGAGUUAAACAAGAUCGCGAGCCUGACCGAGAUCUACGACGUCGCGUUGGCGCCUCAUUGUCCGCUGGGACCAAUUGCUUUCGCCGCCUGCAUGCAAGUCGGUUUACAUGCCCCAAACUUCGUCAUACAAGAAAUGUCAUGGCAGAUCCAUUACAAUCAAGGAGCUGACCUCUUCACGUAUCUGAGCGACUCAUCUGUUUUUGCCAUCAAGGCCGGCUACGUUGAAGCUUUGACUGGCCCGGGCUUGGGCAUAUCGAUCGAUGAGAACAAGGUGCGGGAGGCCGCUCUUCGACAUGCGAACGAGAAGGCAUGGCGCAACGCUACAUUCAUUGGCCCGGACGGCUCCUUGCGGGAAUGGUGA